Molecule: messenger RNA, 1413 nt
Organism: Clonostachys rhizophaga
Lineage: Eukaryota; Fungi; Ascomycota; Sordariomycetes; Hypocreales; Bionectriaceae
Source: the annotation of a GenBank genome assembly
AUGUUGCAGGCAAAAUUGGUUACUAUCCUGUCUCUCGUAACCGCGAGCCUGGCCGCUCCGGUUGCAGACACCACAAUCACAGCAGAGGCCAAAACAUUGGAAGCUGAGGAUGCUACUCUCAGUGGCACCGAAGUCCUCACGGAACUUGGAGGAUACUCAGGAUCUGGCUAUGUGGGUGGCUUCGACGAGUCUACUGACAAGAUCACUUUCACAAUUGACAGCGACGCUUUGACUCUGUACGAUGUUAGCAUUCGCUAUGCAGGCAUUUACGGAGAGAAAAGAGCGUCGCUCGUUCUCAAUGGAGGCUCAACAAGCGAAGUUAUUAUACCAGAAACUACCUCAUGGGAAUCUGUCAGCGCUGGCCAAGUUCUUCUUAACGAGGGUUCCAACACAAUCGACAUCGUUAGCAACUGGGGGUGGUAUCUGAUCGACUAUAUUGAGCUGAGCCCUUCUGAGCCACGGCCACCCCACAACAUCAACGCCAAUCUCGUCAAUAGCAACGCAAAUGCAGAUGCCAAAGCAUUGUACAGCUACCUGAUCAGCAUUUACGGAAAAAACAUCCUCUCGGGACAGCAGGAUCUAACCUGGGCGGACUGGAUUGAGGAGAAGAUUGGAAAGAUACCCGCUCUUGUGUCCGUGGACCUCAUGGACUACAGUCCAUCCCGAGUUGAACAUGGUACCGUGGGCACUUCUAUUGAAGAAGCCAUUACGCAUGCGGGCCGUGGCGGCAUCAUAUCUGUUCUUUGGCAUUGGAAUGCACCUACUGGACUUUAUGACACAGAGGAGAACCCGUGGUGGAGCGGCUUCUAUACCCGUGCAACUGAUUUCAAUGUCGCUACCGCUCUCGCGGAUACUACUAAUGCCAACUAUACACUUAUUAUACGGGACAUUGACGCCAUUGCUACGGAACUUAAGAGGCUUCAGUCGGCUGGUAUUCCGGUGCUGUUCAGGCCCUUGCAUGAGGCUGAGGGUGCUUGGUUCUGGUGGGGAGCCCAAGGGGCUGAGCCGGCCAAGAAGCUGUGGGCUUUGCUCUACGACAGAUUGACCAACUAUCAUGAGCUGAAUAACUUGAUCUGGGUCUGGAACUCAGUGGCAGAGGACUGGUACCCUGGCGAUGACACUGUGGACAUUGUCAGCGCCGAUGUAUAUGCCACAGGUAACGGGCCCAUGUCAACACAGUAUCAGCAGCUUGUCGACCUCGGAAAAGACACUAAGCUUAUCGCCGCAACAGAGGUCGGCUCUGCCCCUCUCCCAGAUCAACUUAUCGCAUACGAAGCCCAUUGGUUGUGGUUCGCAGUAUGGGGUGACACGUUCAUCAACAAUGAGGAGUACAACUCGAUAGCAACCCUCACUACGAUUUAUAACCAUGAUUACGUCCUGACACUUGAUGAAAUUCAAGGGUGGCGAGGAUGA